UGCUCGUGGCAGCGGCUUUAAUCCACCCGUAAUCGGGCUGCGGACCGCAGUGAGCAGAGCGGAGCUGAUAGCGCUCAUAUACCGGCUGCAGGCUGAGGAAUUCCGCGGGCUGUGCGCUGCAGGGCGGCGGGGUAUUUACGGAGGAUAACCGGGUGGAUUUAGAGAGAAAUACUGAUGGAGAGAAAUAAAUAAAUGAGCAGCAGGAGGAGGAGGAUAAUGAUGCUGGAGAGGAGGAUAGAGAUAGAGGACGGCGCCGUUUCUAAGAGGAGGUUUAGGAAGAGAACCCGCUCAUAAUGUGCUAAUGUGGAGAUUCUGAUUCUGCUGGUUUAAUUUUUUUAUUUUUAUAUCCUCCGUUUUUUGCCAUCCAGCGCUGAAGUGUGUUUAACAGCAGCGGGCUGUGCCACAGUGCCCGAUCAGAUGUGGGAGUUUAAGCCUGUGUCAUGGGCUGAAACGGUCAAAUCAGACACCCAGGAGGGGAUAAAGAGACUAAACACAGCAGCAUACUGAAACCAGCAGCUAAUCACCGACACCUGUUAACAGACGAGCAUCCGGUGGGACUGAGACAGAUCCAGGUCUACCUUCAGCCCAGCCUGAGGAGCAGGAGCCGCCUCAGAGCUCCCAGAGUGCACUGCUGCCUCAUGGCAUGAACUCCACACUACCUCUGCUGUGGAUCUUUGUUUGGAGGGCAUUUCCCCCCUGACAUUAGCACAUGGAUUUCAAGACUUCAAAUGAAGAGAUAAAGACGGGGAUUUAUCUGCUACAGGAUGGUAAUGAAGAGCCCUUCAAUAUCCGACUGCACUUGGCCAAAGACAUUCUGACCAUUCAGGAGCAAGACGUCAUUUGUGUGUCUGGAGAGCCUUUCUACUCCAGUGAAAGAACUGUAACUAUACGCCGUCAGACAAUAGGAGGGUUUGGUUUGAGUAUAAAGGGUGGUGCAGAACACAAAAUUCCUGUCGUGAUUUCAAAAAUAUCAAAAGAACAGAAGGCUGAGCUCUCGGGUCUGCUCUUUAUUGGAGACGGUAUACUCCAGAUAAAUGGAAUCAACGUGAGAAGUUAUCGCCAUGAAGAAGUGGUUCAGGUUUUGCGUAACGCUGGGGAAGAAGUAACUCUGACCGUGUCGUUUCUGAAGAGGACUCCCGCCUUCCUGAAGCUGCCGCUCUGUGAAGACUGCACCUGUGUACCGAGUGAUCAGAGCAGCGGGACUUCAUCGCCACUCUGUGACAGUGGCUUGCAUCUGAACUACCAUCCUAACAAUACAGACACGCUGUCCUGCUCGUCUUGGCCCACGUCACCAGGACUGCGCUGGGAGAAGCGAUGGGUGGAUCUGAGACUGAUCCCGCUGCUGCAUGCCCGACUCUCACAGUACAUCCCCGGCUCCGACAUCUGCAGGCAAAAUGCCUUUCAGGUUAUUGCAGUGGACGGGGUUUGCAGCGGGGUGAUUCAGUGCCCCAUCGGUGAGGAGUGCAUGGACUGGCUCCAAGCAAUAGCAUCUAACAUAUCUGCUCUCACUAAGCACAAUGUGAAGAAGAUCAAUAGAAACUUUCCUGUGAAUCAGCAGAUCAUUUAUAUGGGAUGGGUGGAUGAAAGAGAGCAGGACUUGGUUCAGGACCGAAUGUACACACCAAAGUUCCUGGCCUUGAGAGGUUCAUCACUCUUCAAAUUCUCAGCACCUCCAGUAACGACGUGGGACUGGACCAGAGCUGAACAGAGCUUCACCGUCUAUGAGAUCAUGUGCAAAAUUCUCAAGGACGGUGACCUGCUGGACAAGCGGAGACAGUGCUUCAGCCUGCAGACGGACACGGGCGAGGACAUGGUGUUCAGCGUGGAGCUGGAGAGCGAGCUGCUGCUGUGGGAGAAGGCCUUCCAGAUGGCCACCUUCUUCGAGGUGGAGAGAAUACAGUGUAAAACAUAUGCUUGUAUCAUGGAGAGCCAUCUCAUGGGACUUACCAUAGACUUCAGCAUGGGCUUCGUCUGCUUCGACGCCGCAUCAAAAGCGGUGCUGUGGCGGUACAAGUUCUCACAACUCAAAGGGUCCUCUGAUGAUGGAAAGAGUAAAAUCAAGUUUCUCUUCCAAAAUCAGGACACGAAACUUAUCGAGGCGAAGGAGCUGGAGUUCUCUAAUCUGUUCGCAGUGCUGCACUGCAUCCACGCGUUUUUUGCUGCUAAGGUGGCGUGUCUGGAUCCGGUGUUCGUGGGGAGUCAGAACACCGCGGCGUCCACCGCCGUCCCCACGCUGUCCUCCGUCUCCACCGGACCACAGGCCUCCAAACUCAAAUACUCCAGCUGACAGACUCUUACUGUCCUCCCUCCCUCCACUCUCCAGCAGCUCACAGCGGGACAGACAUACGGAGACGAGACUCUGAUUCAUCCUGUAAAGAUUAGAGAAGAGUUUCACCAAGGAGCCUUCACCCGUCCGUCACCAGAGCGUCCGAGCGUCCGAGUACAGCAGACUCCUGUACAGACCGGAGGCCCUCGGGAGAUUCAGACGAUGGAUGUGGAUUUAAAGGAUGUGGAUUUUAUGGUAAAGUCUGAAGUCUAAGCAGGGCACAGUGUGUUUAAAUCACCAGGAUUCUGAUCCGUGUUCUAGAUAGAUAAUUAUUCACAACAUUCAUUAGAUCAUCCCCUUUUGAUAUCGCAGUAUAUACGUUUAUAUGCAGUCGAUGUUCACAUUUACCUACAGUGCUUUCAGUCCUUUCUUAAUUCAGAUCGGUUAAUUCAAAAAGGUUAAGUAAGAAGGGUUCAUUCAGAUCGAUUGAUUCAGAUCGGUCAUUUCAGAUCAAUUAGGUCAGAUUGGAUAAUUCAGAUCAGUUCAGGUCAUUCAGAUUGGUUUAUUAAGAUCUAUUAGGUCAGAUCGCUUCAUUUUUUGAAAACUCACAUCAUCCAAACUAAAAUAGUGUAAUAACGGGUCUAAUGUAGUGAUUUACUGGCUAAUCUCAUACAAACAGUGCUGAGCACCUUCAUAAGAACUUUAUUAUAACAUUUGAAUAAUUAUAAAAUGGUAAAAUAGUGAUGAUGUUCAGGUAAAGAAUGAGAUACUGACGCAUCUCAGUGUUUAUCUUGAGAUGUUGUGAUCUCGUUGUGGGUUGAGAUGAGAAGUGAUUCUGCUGCUGCUUGUUGUUCAGAUCUGAACUGUGAGGAUAGGGGGCGCUGUUUCCUGAGAAAAACACGACACUUUAGCUACGUUACGUUAUAUUAUAUUAUGUUACGUUACGCUGCUUUUCCAGCUUUAUUGAAUAGAAAUAAAUAGAAAAGUAACUACAGUUUUAUUUUUACAGUUAAAAAAAGCUGCUGUCCUUUAAUUUACCCACCAAUCACCUUAAUACAGACCGAGCAGAGUAUUGUUUACCCAGUUUACAAAGUAAAAGUCCCAUCAGACCUCGUCAUUGUGAUGCUGGUGUGAUGGGAGGAGUGUAGGACGAGUGGAAGAUGGACUGUUUGUAGCUUCCUGACCAGGUUUUUCCUUUCUCUCUAUUUUUUAUUGUUGUUUCUAUCAGUGCACUAUAUGUCCAAAUGUUUGUGGACACCCUUCAGAUUAAAACAUUGCUAAUAAUAAUAUGAAUUAUGAUAAUAAUAUUUCAAUUAAUAUUACAUGUAUUGGCAAAUUCAUAAUUUAGAAGUUUGUAGAGAUCAUUCAUUGUGCACAUUAUUAUUAAUAGCUUUUCUGUGGUUUUCAUAUUGUUCUUAUUCAAAUUAGAUUUAUAUUGUAUUAACUGAAGUGAAAAAAAAAAUAUAUAUAUAUAUAUUGUAAUAUAAAUUUGCCCAUUUAUCGUUCAGCUCUACUGUUUAGGAGUCAGGAUUAGCUGGAGUUGCUGAACGCAAUCAAAUCCACACAGCAAUGUUCCUGAACAGUAGAAACAGUGACUCCUAAACAAUCAGGAUCAAAUAUAUUAUAAUAUUCAGAUUAAUUUUGGAGAAAAUAAUGAAUGAGCAGGUGUCCCAUUACUUUUGUCCAUAUAGUGUGCGUUAUUGAUUAUAAAACAGGAAAGAGUAAAAACAGCAUAAAAUCAAUAGUUAUUUGUUUUAAUCAUGUUUAAUAGAGAAUAAUGCAGUAAUGUAAUUAAAUUACCCACUCAAUUACAUAAUUACAUAACGUUACUCUCAUUCUCUGGAGAGUAAUCUGAGAUUUGGAUUGCAGUAAUUACAUCUGUUUAUAUUUAUUAGAACAGAUUCAGUUUUCUGUGCCCUGCGAUAAAGGUGUGUGAUAAAGGCUAUGCAAACCGAACGACGGAAAAUCUGUCUGUGUGUUUUUGGAGUUGCUCCAUUCUUCUAGAAGAGAGAGAGAAAAGAGAGAGAGAGAAAAAGAGAGAGAGAGGAAGAGGUUGAAAAAGUGAUUCUUUUAUUUUUGUCGAAGCCGCUGCUGGUUUUAAUAAAGAUGUAUAGUGUACUUAUUAAAAUAAAGGUUUUAUAAUGUA
Astyanax mexicanus (Mexican tetra) is the source of this 4412-nucleotide messenger RNA. RefSeq names its product syntrophin, gamma 1 (gene sntg1). Gene Ontology annotation, molecular function: protein binding; structural molecule activity. Gene Ontology annotation, cellular component: dystrophin-associated glycoprotein complex; intracellular anatomical structure. NCBI's taxonomy places the organism in Eukaryota, Metazoa, Chordata, Actinopteri, Characiformes, Acestrorhamphidae. The record is from RefSeq and is a predicted model, not a curated record. Bases 710 to 2287 code for a protein of 525 amino acids. The transcript has 19 exons.